Messenger RNA from Labrus mixtus (cuckoo wrasse), 7083 nucleotides. Its product is annotated as E3 ubiquitin-protein ligase UHRF2-like. NCBI's taxonomy places the organism in Eukaryota, Metazoa, Chordata, Actinopteri, Labriformes, Labridae. The coding region runs from base 146 to 3001 and encodes 951 amino acids. Gene Ontology annotation, biological process: negative regulation of gene expression via chromosomal CpG island methylation; protein ubiquitination. The transcript is spliced from 16 exons. The record is from RefSeq and is a predicted model, not a curated record. Gene Ontology annotation, molecular function: protein binding; ubiquitin protein ligase activity.
CUCCUGCGCGAGCCAGUCCGACGUUACCUCUGCAGAGGAAAACGCAAUGGAGCCCUGAACGUUUUGCAUUCCUACUUCGAAACAAUAUCACCACCAAAAACACUGCUUUAUCCGCUGUUUUGUGGCGUAACAGGGCGGUACAACGAUGUGGAUCCAGGUUCGUACUAUAGACGGGAAGGAGACGCGAACCGUGGAGGAUCUUUCUAGAUUGACCAAAAUUGAGUCUUUACGGUUGAAAAUACAAGACAUCUUCAAUGUAAGCCCACAGCUGCAGCGCCUAUUCUACAGAGGAAAGCAGAUGGAAGAUGGCCAGACACUGUUUGACUACAACGUGGGUCUCAACGACAUCGUCCAGCUGCUGAUUCGCUCACAGGGUGACGCUCCCGACAGCCCCGCCCCCAAGGACUCCUCUGGUGUUUCCUGUCUUUCAGCUCAUCCCCCUGACUCCAUGUCGGAAACCCGCAACUCUCCAGCACCUGCAUCCCCAGCUGCUAUGGAAACUACCAGUAUAGACAAUGACAAGAGCAGCGUCAAGAGCAGCGUCAAGAGCAGCGUCAAGAGCAGCGUCAAUACCAGCACUGUUAAUGAAACCAAGCCGGACACCAGCACUACCAGUAAUUCAACCAGUACCAAAAAUGGGAUCAAGUCCCCGAGUCCGGCACGGGACAUCCAGCCGCAGACAUCCAGCAGAAACACACUAGCUGACCCAGGAAUUGGUGUGUACAAGAUUAACGAGCUGGUGGACUGCAGAGACGUCAGCAUCGGCGCUUGGUUCGAGGCCUGCAUCGACAAUGUGACACGAGCACCCAAAGGACAGAUAACACCCCCCAAGGGCAAGGUGGGCCGGCCCCCAAAAAGGACUAACGGAAAGCUGGAGGCCGAGCUCGGACAGGCCCCUGGCCAGGGCCAAACCACAGACAGUAACAGGAAUAAUGUUGUUAUAAGCUCAGAGAGUAAUGGAGCCUCCACCUCUCAGACAGACUCUACAGCAACUACAGAGACCAAGGACAGAGAAGAGGACGUCAUUUACCACAUUAAAUAUGACGAUUACCCAGAGAACGGCGUGGUGGAGAUGAGACCGAUGCAUGUCCGGCCACGUGCCAGAACCCUUCUGCGGUGGGACCAGCUCCAGGUGGGCAUGCAAGUGAUGGUUAACUACAACAUGGAAACGCCAGACGAGAGGGGGUUCUGGUUCGACGCAGAGGUUCAGAUCGUCAACCAAACGUCCCGCACAAACAAGGAGCUGCGAGUCAAGAUCCUCUUGGGGGGUCCAGGCGAUGUAAUCGGGGAUUGUAAAGUCCAGUUUCUGGAUGAAAUCUACCAGGUGGAGAAGCCAGGAGCUCGUGCACUCUCAGCUACAGAUGGACAAUUUAAACGGAAGAGCGGGCCCGAGUGUAAGCACUGCAAGGCCGACCCCGACGCAGAGUGCCGCUUCUGCUCCUGCUGUGUGUGCGGGGGGAAGCAGGACGCUCACAUGCAGCUUCUUUGUGACGAGUGCAACAUGGCGUUCCACAUCUACUGCCUCAACCCGCCGCUGUCCACCAUCCCAGAUGACGAGGACUGGUACUGCCCCACCUGUAAGAACGACACCAGUGAGGUCGUAAAGGCUGGAGAGAAGCUCAAAGCCAGUAAGAAGAAAGCAAAGAUGCCUUCAGCAACAACUGAGAGUCAAAGGGACUGGGGAAAGGGUAUGGCCUGUGUGGGGCGCACAAAGGAGUGCACAAUUGUUCCCUCAAAUCACUACGGACCAAUACCUGGUGUCCCUGUUGGAACCACCUGGAAAUUCAGAGUUCAGGUGAGUGAGGCAGGUGUUCACAGGCCGCAUGUCGGCGGUAUCCAUGGGCGCAGUAACGAUGGCUCCUAUUCGUUGGUGUUGGCUGGGGGCUUCGAGGAUGAAGUGGACCGGGGAGAUGAGUUCACAUACACAGGCAGCGGGGGUCGCGACCUCUCAGGAAACAAACGGAUUGGAGAGCACUCUUUCGACCAGACCCUCACACACAUGAACAGGGCAUUGGCCUUAAACUGUGAUGCACCUCUGAAUGACAAAGACGGUGCAGAGUCAAGAAACUGGCGGGCAGGAAAGCCGGUCAGAGUGGUGCGCAGUUCCAAAGGUCGACGCAUAAGCAAAUAUGCUCCUGAGGAGGGAAACCGCUACGAUGGUAUUUACAAGGUUGUAAAGUAUUGGCCAGAGAUUGGAAAGUGUGGUUACCUUGUGUGGCGGUACCUGCUUAGACGGGACGAUAUGGAACCAGCACCAUGGACACCUGAAGGAUUGGAGAGGAUCAACAAACUGGGCCUUUCUGUUCAGUACCCACCAGGUUACGUGGAGGCCAUGGCCAACAAGACGAAAAAGGAGGCCUGUGCCAGACCGGGUCGUGGAGGCCGGAGUAAGCACCAUCUCGGGAGGGGGAGGCAACGGAGACAGCGCAAGAUCAAAGAGAAGGAGGAGAAUGACGAGGACGAGGAGGACGACCUGCCAAUGGCUCCCAUAGAUGACGAAGAGCCGCAGAGUAAUGGAGAGCAAAAGACAAGCAGGGACAGCGGUGGGUGCUUUUACAGAUGGAGCUCAGAGCAGGCCAGAAACGGUGUUGUGAGAAGAGGACAGAAUCCGUCACCAGCAGCAGAGCCUCCCUCCAAGCGGGUGAAGAUAGAAGAGACGUUCCAGCUGUCAGAGCAGCAGAAGCAGUUGAUCCACGAGGACACGGCCAACAAGAAACUCUGGGAUGAAGCCAUGGGACACAUUAAAGAGGGGCCGAAUUUCCUGAGCAAGAUGGAGCAGAUCUUCAUGUGCGUGUGCUGCCAAGAGCUGGCUUUCCAACCCAUCACCACCGCCUGCUCACACAAUGUUUGCAAGAGUUGUCUCCAGCGGUCCUUCCGAGCCCAGGUGUACACCUGCCCGGCGUGCCGUCACGACUUGGGCAAAGACUACAUCAUGAUCCAAAACGUCACGCUCCAGAUGCUGCUCGACCAGUUUUUUCCCGGAUACACCAAGGGCCGAUGAGGACCAAAAACACACUUACGAGUAGAAAAACGUACAGACACGCACAUCCAUUUUGUGCACCCACGCAAGUACCUAGAGCUCCACUUUAAAACGCAUUGCGCACACAUACUGUACUUAACCACGGGAAAAUGUAUAUUGCAUAUACAGCCAUUUCUAUGUAUACAAUCAUUCAUACACAAACCACCUCAGUAGGGACUGACCUCAUCUUGUUGAACUUGGACCGUCUCCAUUAACAUCACCAGCCUGAAAUUUACAAAGGACACUUUUUAACCUUCCUUCUCCUGACACACAACCGCUCACAAGGUGCCCGUUUUAUGACCCACCAGCCACCUCCAGAUUUAAGCUCUGUUUUUUAUGUUGUUGCUCCUGCCACUGUGUAGUUCAGUAAUUAGAAGUUGACUUCACUAUUAGUCUUUAGUCUCCUGCCAACCUGAACACAUGUGUACCAUACACGCUGAACUGCUUCUUAGUGUUUCAUUUAGCAGGCAAAUCACAGAGCUAGUUUGAGUAGGGGAUUAAAGCACAGCAGGAAUGGCAGUUACACAAGGUGACACAAAACACACCAAGGAGACAACACUGCAUGUACAACAUUGAAUCAAAACAAGUAGGACAUGUGACGCAGAUGUAACCAUGCAAGUAUUCUGUUAAGACAAACUCAAUUUGGAAAAGAAGCACAACAACCUUUCUUCCGUUAAGCACUUUAUUGGUAACAAGCAGCAGAUUGAUUUUGUCCAUUAAUCAGGAACAUAUGCUCGCAUUCUGCCAGCUACUUAUUUAAUUUGUAAUGUUGUUAUUUUAAUGCAUUUUGCUAAUAAGAGUAGCAAAUUCAAAUUGGCAGGUGUGUCCUCUUUGAAGAGUUCCUGGGUUCAACAAAAGAGCAACGUAACAAUGUAAACAACAAUGUUACAGAGACACAUCUAAACAUAACUUACAAAUGAUGCAUGAAGUAUGCACUUCAGAUAGAAGUUAUUUCUCGUGAGAAAUCCGGCUUAAAAGUAAUCGCUUAUCUACUCGUUAGAUAUAGCAGUAAGCCACUUAGGGCUUAGAAAGCCUCUAACAUGACUGAAAUCAUCAUGGAAUAUUCAUGUUCAUAAACUAUUGUGUAUUUUCUCAUUCACAGUUUCACUUUUUCAGGCAGAUGACCGAGACUGAACUGUACCGUAAUAUGUACUUCUGUUCUCUUUCUAUGUACUGUAUGUACCAGAGAAGUACUGUAAUGUUGUAAUAGGUUUGAAUGCUCUGAAGUGGUUAGAAAGUGAGGUGCAAUAUUUGCAUAAAAGGCGCACACAGUGGUUGUCCCUGGUGUUUCCAAGCAACCACAAUCAAGUAGGACUUCACACAAAGAUGGUUUGCAUCUAUUGUGCUCAGCAGAUAUUAAUCUGCUGUUGUUCCUUCAGGUUGAUUUAGUACAAUGUUUACUGGAGAGCGGCACGAUCUGUUUCUGCAUCAUUUCAAAAAAGGUAGUCAGGUGAGUGAUUGCACUGCCAGGGAAGAUGUGAAACAGAAAACUGAGACACAUCCAUCUCAGUUUGUCAUGGUUGAGCCUAUUUCUGUUCCCUGACUGAGCUUUGUGAUUGUUGUGAUUUUUGUUAAUUCACAACGUUAGGAGCCAGAAGAAAUCACAAAGAAUGCAGUGUUCCCCAUUGUACAGAGUAUGAGUGAGAUAGAAAUGCACUGUGGGAGCAGUCUGAUACUGUUGUGAAUUAUUUUGUCACUGGUUAAGAUCCAUAGAACCAGACGGUGGAGUGCCUUUGUUAAACUGACAGUCCAAAAAUGUUAAAGUAAUGAAAGUUUGCAUCAAACGCCUGCUGAGUUAACUAACGUUGUUUACUCAUUCUGUUUAAUCAGAAGUUGGUAUAAAAAUACUCGUUACCGUUUUUUUGUUUCUUUUCAGGCAGUUGCAUGUUUUUCGAUGAUAUUUGUCAUUUAAGAAAAUCUUUUAAAUGGGGGAGAAAGUUUUGUUUCUUAAAUGAGACAAGUACUUAAAGCUUAAGUUUGGCUGAUUGAAGAUCAGUUAUGUUUACACUACUGGGAAAGCAUAACAUAUAAUUUGUUUGUAUCACAACUAAGCUUUUCAAUGUUGUUUUUCAAGAAAAUGUGAGUAGGUUUAAGUUAAGAUUAGAUUUUUUUUCCCCCACACUGCACCUCGCAGUCAGCUCUUAAACACAGCACUGAAGUCAAAUUUGAGGAGUGAAAUGAAAGAACACGGGAAAAUGUAUUUUGGAUCUGCUGCACAGCGUAGUUCAUUAAAACGGAUAAAGAGAAGGUGACUAUAGUUAGACAAAGAGGAGAGGUUUCAUAUGUCAUUCAUCACUCACUCAGUUUGAGACAACAAGGUCUGCAGAUCUGAUUUGAAUACAAAACAAGAAAACAAAAUAAUGUUUUGUUUUCACCCGUUGGUGCAUCUUUUCAUGAGAGCUAUGACAUACCAUCAUAAUAUUAUAUCAUACAUCCAUAGCCAUGUUGAUUUUCCUCAAUUGAUGACCCAGAUAAUCAUCUGUUUUAGCACUGAUAUGGUACUUAAACAUGUGCAGGGUUGGUAGGUGUAAUAGGAACUCAAUCAAACUGGUCUGAUCACUUAUACUCUGGUGUUCAAAAGAUUUAAUCUGGAUGAAAAGAUCUAGACUUGGAAAGCCUCUUUUUUCAAUCCAGGAUCAGGGAAUCCAUCAAACGUAGAUGUUUUUGAAUAAAAAACUGGACUGGAUGAUUUUCAUCCAGAUGCAGACUUUUUAAGCAUUACCUAAUCGGGAUUACCAGUUCUCUAAAUGGGAAUUCAUAUUACAUAGUUUGUCCACAGGAGGCGCCAAAAUCCACAGAAAUUGAAAGUUGUUUGCUUAAAAUGAAGUUUUUCUAUGUUUAAUAUUAACAGCUUUUCUGUGAAUUCUUUUAUGGAGAUAAAAUCCUUUAUUUUUAAAAACUAAUGUCUACUUUACAAAAGACUGUAUUGUUCGAUCACAUAUAAAGGUUUACCUCACUCUGUUAUCCAGCCCUCUGCUGAGAUCAGGAUAAUCCUGAUUUGUGGGAUCAAAUGUAUCCCAGUUCUACUUAAAAGUUUGGACCAACACAAACUGGGGUUUUAUCCAAAGUGGAGGUUUUAUCCUAAUGAAAAACAAGAUUGGGUUACCUGAUCUAAAUAGAUUUUGUAGUUCCUUUUUUUCACCCUUCAAACAACCCAUUUUCAAGAUCUGAUCCUAUUCGAUAGCUUUAAUCCUUUCAGAUUAUUUUUGAACACCAGUUAGGAUGUCUGCAGUAGUUCUAACUCUUGAGGUGGUUUGUGGGGAAAUGUAGUGCCUCCUCUCGUUCAUUGGCGUUAAAGCGUUCACCUGCAUCAGUCUUCGAGGAGUAGCCGUGUUUCGUUUAGAACUGAUCUGAGGUAACACGCUGCAGUACACAUCCCUUUCUUACUGCUCAGUUGACAUUCAGUGAUACACACACUUCCUCCCCUCUCAUUGGCCGGCUGUUUGUUUGUGGUGAUGUCCUUGUUUCUGCUCAAUCAUUCAGGUUUUGUUUAUUUUUAUUCCUCACUCUACAACAUGCAAGUACAAAUGCUACUAUGGUCUUUAAAGCUAAAUGUGAUGUGCAUUCCUUCCACUGUUGCUCAAUGCCUGCAUUGACUGGCAAGCUAAUAGCUCUGGUUUCUUUCUCUGCUGUGACCCUCUCCUCUCUCUCUCUCUCUCUCUCUCUCUCUCUCUGCGCUGUCUCCCGCCCUCCGUGAACCUACAGUACUAACACCUUUUUAGACGUCUUGUGGACGCUUGGCUUCAGUGCUAUGUUGUUUUUUUUUGUUGUUUUUUUUUUUUUUACUUUUAUUGCACUCUUAUUGAAGAAAAAAGUUUGAAAAGUCGCAUUUAAUUUUCUCUAGUAUGCUUACUACUAUCUAUGUUCAUACACCAUUUUUCUACCAUUUUAGUUGCUUCUCUUCUAUUUUAAUCAUUAGUCAUUUUUAUGUGGCACCCUCAAACAUUUGCAGCAUAUGCCCAGUCUGAGGAGUGUCAUUGCUUCAUAUUGUGAUCUGAAAUUUUAUACAUGUCAUAAUAAUACUUGAUAUGUACCUAUUAAAUAUUUGGAUUCAAGAAAAAAAA